Molecule: messenger RNA, 2788 nt
Organism: Diprion similis
Lineage: Eukaryota; Metazoa; Arthropoda; Insecta; Hymenoptera; Diprionidae
Product: fukutin-related protein
Exons: 3
Coding region: 120-1613 (497 amino acids)
Biological process (GO): protein O-linked glycosylation via mannose
Cellular component (GO): Golgi apparatus
Source: RefSeq, a predicted model, not a curated record
CAAAGCAUGGCCGUUGUUGCGUCGUCUGUUGGUUUGGUUGUUACGAAAACGGAGCGACCUGUCAAAGAUCCGUUCGAAUCAUGGAAUUGUUGAGUAAAUUGAGUUUUUCUUAGUAAAAUAUGCGCCUUAAACUGGUUAAAAUAUUACUUGUGCUCGCGUUGGUUGGUAAUAUAGUCGUGUGGCAUAGAAUAUGGAAAUUAUUCGCGGGGCCGAGCGUCUCUCUGACGGCGGCGCCGGCCGCCUCGACGGUCGAAACAUCCCAAAAGGUUCAUCGGGGCUUAGCGCGGUCAGUGACGAUUGUUAUCCGUCAAUUUGAAACAUUCGAAAAUGACGUUUCUGCCACGGUCGAAUCCGUGAUGUCCGCCUUUCCUUCAAUUCCCAUUUUGAUAAUAUGCGACCAGCUUCCCUAUCCACCGCUGGAACUGGACUUCAAAAAUGACACAAUGCGAUACGUAAAGCUCAUCAAUCUCCAACUCAAUUUUAACAAGUCCUUCGAAGAAAGGAAUCCCCUCUUUUUCAUCAGAACAAAAUUCGUUCUAUUUCUUCCCGAUGCUACCAGAUUGAGCACCAAACAAGUAUUGCAGAGUAUGAUUAUCCAGGCAUCAAAGUUGGGGGCUGUUUCUGUGCCAGUCGGUGCCAGUCCUUUAAGUUGCAUUGGGAUGGCACUGCGAGUGAAAGAGUGGAGCCUAGAAAUGUCAAAUAUCGACGGAUCAACAUGUGAUUCUAUAAUUGGACGUCACGGUACUAUGAUUGAAUCUAGAACCUUGAGGAAAUUAUCCGAUCCAUUCAUUCUGCCAUUCACAGACGCUUUCUACAUCCAAACUACAGCGUUGGGAGCUAAGGUGCAUAUAAUGAACGACCAUCACUUCAAUGAAGGGAAGCCACUAUUUCGUAGCCAUCAGGCACAGUGGAAAGUGGAGCAGUUGUCUCGAAGUCGAGAACGUGAAAUGUUCCAGAAAUUAGGGAUAAAGAAAGUGACGCGCGUGUCUGGAUCUGUCGAAUGGUACGGCUGUUCUCGAGAGACCCCGAGGUGUUUUGGAUCUGUUGUUAAUGGAAUACCAUCCUACCUUUAUCAAAACCGAUACACACCUCCCUGUUGUUUAACGGGUCUGAGAAGAGUAGCUCAUCAUGUAUUUGAUAAGCUGGAAGAAGUUGGCAUUCGUUUUUGGAUUGAUGGAGAUUCGCUGCUGGGGGCGAUGAGAAAUGGAGAUAUUUUACCAUGGGGUUAUCAAGUUGACGUAGGAUUGAAUCGUGACGAUAUUACGAGGUCUCCGUGGUUGGCCAGAGCUAGAAACAAACCUGUAACAGACAACCAGGGAUUCGUUUGGGAAAAAGCUACAGAGGGUGAAUUUUUUAAAGUUCAAUACUCCAAAACAAAUCAUCUUCAUGUCAAUUUGCUUCCAUUUUAUGCAGAAAAUGGUACGAUGAUGAAAGAUGCCUGGUUUUUAAAGAACAAGGAUUUUCCGGAACAAUUUUUACAUCCGAUGUCCAGUAUCGAAUUUGCCGGCAGACAAGUACCGUGUCCAAAUAAUAUUAGAGAUUUUUUGGAAAUAAAAUAUUAUAAAGGUGUGAUAGAAAACCCUGAAGUACCUGGAAAACUCAUUCCUGAUUAGAAUUUUUUGAAAACCAUCUUUUUCAUAUCACAUGAUGGAUUAAUUAAAUGGCUGUAAUAGGUAUAGUUUAAUUUUUAUUUUUUAUUAUCAUAUAACGAUAUAGUACUUAAAGACGUGACACAGAUUAUUGACUUGCCAAACAAUGCGAUCAACUUGAAAAGAUCGUUGUAUUUCGUUGAAAUUAUAUUAACUUCUGUAUCUAUAUUUUUUCAAGCUUUGAAAUCAUUAUUACCUUAGAAGAUUAGUAGAGAUAACAUUCAGAAUAUUUGGAAGAAAAGUCUUAACUUGGCUGGGCAUCUCGUCUUAUUUUUUUUCCAUCUGGACAACAAAUUAUAAUGUGUGCGAAUAUCAUUUCAAUAACAAAUAUUGACUUCUCAGUUUGUUCGCCAGUUGGUUAGAUAUAUUUUAUGGGCUCUUCCGUACUGGUAAUGAAUUUACCGUUCAUUUCCAUCCCUACUUUUUCUCAGCAAUACUAUCAUAAAAUUAUGUCAUAAUAUUUUUGUCAUAAAUUCGUGCUUCUGGUAUAAGUGCCGAUAGUACCAUGAGAAAUUUGGAAUAAUUGUGUGAAAUUUUUUCACAAAAUGUUGAUAGUGAGUAAGGGUUGAAGCGUGUGGCUUUAUAAAAAAGACCAAAAACUUAAAUUUAACCCAGAAUUCAAAAUCGUUGAAGGUUUUGGUAGGAGUUUUCUUGUUACGUAGUUAUACAUAUACCAUGUAUAUUUAAAGAGGCUUUAUAUAAAUGUUACAUAUUCUUACCUGGCUCGACAAAGUCAUUAUCUUCAAUUCUUUUUUUUCGAUGAAAAAAAAACGAAGAAGAAAAGAAAAAGAAGGGAGAAGAAUAUUCCGCUGAGAGCGUGAAUAAUAAUAUGGAUUUUACAUGUGACGUCAACACUUAACAUUAGGCUUAUUCUAAUAUCCCAACAUUCACAUUUACUUGCUGAUAUAGGUAAAUAUGUAGGUAUAUAAUUAAAAGAAUGAAUUAAUCUGUCUUCGUCAUUCUCUUGUGAUAUCUUUAUUAACAAUUUACAAUGACACAGGGCGGCGUUCCAUUAGUGUACAGAAUGCAAGACCCAUCCAGAUCAAAACUCGUAUAACAAUUAUUCAACUAUUGUAGAUAUAGCAACAAAUGUCCAACAUGAACUUCUGAAAUAAAUUAUCUGAUAUUUUGACUCUCAA